Molecule: messenger RNA, 3033 nt
Organism: Kalmanozyma brasiliensis GHG001
Lineage: Eukaryota; Fungi; Basidiomycota; Ustilaginomycetes; Ustilaginales
Product: protein of unknown function DUF4203
Exons: 1
Coding region: 1-3033 (1010 amino acids)
Source: RefSeq, a predicted model, not a curated record
AUGCUAUCCAAGCUUCGCUCUAGCUCAGCGUGGGGCUUGGGCCUGCUGGCCUUGCAUCUCUGCCUCGUCCGAGCGCAGCAGCCACCAGAUCAAUCCUCGUCCACGGUCCAAGGCCCCGCCAAUGGCUCGUCUACCUCACCAGCGGCUACCUCGUCUCCCGCUCCCGCGUCAACGACCAUCGUCUCGACCAUCACGACGACUCUGUCGCGCGGACAAUCGCUCCCGACUAGCUUGACUGCCUUGGCCUCUUCUAGCGGCAGCGUCUUCUACAUCCCUGUCAUCACAGCUGUGCCAGUGACAUCAAAUGCAACCUUGACGCCGGCGUCGACUUCCGCUCCUGAAGCCACAGGUACGCCCAAUGCGGCCGCAUCCCAAACAUCUUCUAACAACACCCUUCCUCUCCACACCAUCAUCGACCCUGCCUUUGGGGUCCUCGGUGCCAUUCUCAUCAUUGCGGGUGUGCCCAUGGCAUUCUACGGUCAUCGCAAUCGAUGGUCCAGCUACUUUCUCGCAGGCUUCUUCGCCUUGGCUCUCAUCUGCAUCUCCAUCAUCCUCAAGGUCGGUGUCGAGCCCGCCAUCAACCCGCCCUCCAAGGCAAUCCGGGGCCUCUUCCUGGUCGCGGCUCUGGUUGCGGGCGUUGUAGGCGGCAUCAUCUCGAUCGUCUUCUGGCGCGGUGCCGGCCUGCUCGCAUGCGGUCUGGGUGGUUUCUUCUUCGGCCUCUUUCUACAAGCCGUGCGCCCAGGAGGUCUCAUUCGUCCCGUCGGCCUUCGUUUCAUCCUAUACGCCGGCUUCUAUGCCGUCUUCUUCACCAUCAGCUGCGUCGAGCGUGUCCACACGCUCACGCUCGCCCUCUCGACGGCCAUCAUUGGCGCCACCGCAGUCACGCUCGGCAUCGACUGCUUCUCCACCCAAGGCCUCAAAGAAUUCUACGUCCGCAACCUCGGCUUCGAUUCGCUCUUCAGCAACAAGUAUCCGCCCACGUUUCAGAAUGGCAACUUCCCGCUCGUCGAGGGCAUGCAGAUCGAACUGGGUGUCUUUGGCGCUCUGGUCCUGAUGGGAUUCGCAUUCCAGAUGCGCCUGUGGUCCGACCUUCGGGCUCAGCUGGCUGUGCUGAAGCGCUCUGACGGAAAACGAAACAUGCGAUCCAAGGCGGAACGAGCCGCACGUGCAGUCGCUCGCACCGCCAAGCGCGACCUGCAAGAAUGGGAAGCUCGACAUGGCUAUACCAAGACCGCCAGCCGCAAUUUGGCUUCGCAAGACGAGGAGAGUGGAGCCCCGCCAGCCUCGUCUUCCGAGCACAAGGGAAGCAGAAGCCGCACGAGCUCGUUCAUGACUCUCUUCAGAGCUAACAAUGAUGCCACGCAGCUACCGACGCCCUUGUCACCCACGGAAAAGUUGGCCGAUUCUCCUGCGGCAUCUAGCGUACUUGACAACACUGCAUAUCCAUUCCCGGCGCAGCCCGUCGCCAGACGCAGCUCGCAAUUCCUCGAAUACAUUCAGAAAGGGCCCGAGCGGGUCGAGCUUGAAGGGCCGCUGCGUCUCGAUAUGCCGUCCAUAACCACUCCCCUCGGCGACUUUUGUGCGAGUCCUGUGGCUGCGCACGAACCUGCUCCAAUCAGCCCCAUGAGCAGCGCAGGGGCCGCUGAUUUCGGCGCAGCACCAAAUGCGACCAGCUUGCUUGCUUUCAAUCAACCUGUGUCGCUCGAUUUGACCCGGGCCACGUCUCCCGGAGCCUCAAAAGGCGCUGACUCCUUCCGACAACGUUCUGCCUCAACUGCAGCCUUGAUGAACAAUGCCACCACCUUCUUGGACUUAGCACCACCGAGUGUCCAGUCUGAGCAGCCUGCUAGCCACCCGAGCCCGGCCAAUUUGCAAGCUGCUGUCCCCACGAGCCAGUCAGACAAGGGAAACGAGGGUGCAGAGGUCAUGUCCAAUUCAGCUCCAGGUCUUGGGGCCGGCACGCGGAGCCAGACGCCCAUCUUGGCUCACCACGAGCGCAGCUUCUCAAGUCCGACGGCACCUUUCAUGUCGACGAAUGCUGGCGCGACUACCACGGCCCAAAGCACAUCUUACCAGACUCAGGUUCCGCAGAAUUGGCCCCACAUGCAUACUCGACCACGUCCCGACUCGUACGCAGAGUACCGCCAGACUCCAACUGCUCAACAGCAGAGUCCAUUGCCCUCGCCGGGUCUUGAUCCAGUCAAGACUGUCAGUGGCGGCCAGAGCAGUGCUGUGAUGCAGGCCAGACAAUCACUGGCAACACGUCGCAGUGAUCAACCUGCCGUGCCUUGGACGAAUCCAGGCGCCGAACAAGCCGCACCCACGCAUCGCCGAGCCUCAAGCGGUGAUCCGUCGACACGCAUGCGCGCAAUGUCAAUUGAAGAGCUCGAAGCGAGACAUCGAGCCAAGCUGUCUGCUUUGCAGGCACCUGCAACUCAGACUGUCCAGGAUGCUGUUGCACUGAGCAAGGCCAAGGAGGAGUGGGACAGGAAGCAGAGGCUGGAGAGGAGACGCAUGCUCGAAAGAGAAGCACAGAAGGCUGCUGAUGCUGCCGCGGCCGCCGCUGACACCAAGACAACUGGAUCAGCGUCGACUGGCCGGGGAGCUUCAGCACCUCAGGGUGGCCUGGUCUCCAACAGCAGCAAUACCGGUGCGCGAGACGACCGUCGACGAUCGCGCAACCUGAGCGCUUCCUUGUUAGAGGUCGUAGGGGAAGAGGCGCGAGAGGGCGGUGGCGGCGCCAGUAGAGCUGCCGAAUGGCGCAAGUCCAUCUCUGGUCUGCAACAAAUGGAUCCGAGGGCGGCCAGACCAUCAAACCCUGCCUCGGCCAGCAGCACUCGACCCACCUCGCCGCAGCCAACAUCGAGCUUCCUCGGCGCUUCGCCCAACCCGUUCCCUGUGCAACCGCCAGACGCCCGUAAGCGUCUGAGCGAAACAGACCGACGACGUCUGAGCCAAGGCGCUGGAAAGCGCUCGAGCAGACGUGACAGUCAGCCGUUGCUCGACUUCAACCUGCCCAACGCCAAUGUGUGA